UUGGAAAGAUGAGAGCUUUGAUGGAAAACCAAUUCAGAUUGCUAGUAGAAGGUCUGAUUCGAGGCAAAAUUUGGAUGAAAAGUGUAAAGAUUUGAGUGUUUCUGCUGACGGGGUUGGUAGAAAAAUCCCAAUUCAGAACAAGAAAAAGUCUGAGCUGAGAAAGCUGAAAUCUGAGUCUGUUAAUGGGAAUGUGAAAAAAUCCAAUCUUGAUGUAAGAAUGUUGAAAAAAUCCAAUCUUGAUGAGGAGUCAAGUGUGAAUCUUGAAGGAUCGAUUGGUAUUAAGAAGACAAAAUCUGAGGAGUUUGGUUCGUGUGAAGAGAAAUUCAUCACAAGCAAUGUGGUAUCUGAGGCUAAAUGUGCAAAUAAGUUGGAAAAGAAUCUUGAAAAUGGAGAUGAUACCAAAGGUGAUGAAGAAUGGGAUGAUGUAUUGGAGGGAGAAAUUGAUGAGGGAAUCGAAAUUGUUAAAGAAAUUAGAGUACAAGAACAAAAUAAGCCUAAAAAGAUUGUGAUUGAAGAUAAGAAGUUUCAGUACAAUAACAAAAGGCAAAUACCAAUGUCUUCAAUUAACAAGAAACAGUCCCCUCCUGCAUUAGUCCAUGCUAAAAUUCAUCCUAGUCCAACAAGAACCAAAUCAGUUCCUGAUUCGGAUGAAUUCCAGUGUAGACAACAUAGCAAAUUACAAAGCAUGGUUGAUUUAGUGAUGUGGAGAAAUGUAUCAAAAUCAGCAUUAGUCUUUGGAAUUGGAAUCUUUGUUAUCGUUUCAUCUUCAUAUACUCAAGAUUUCAAUAUCAGCUUCAUUUCUGUGCUCUCGUACUUGGGUCUGGUCAAUCUUGCUGCAAUUUUUCUCUUUAGAUCCCUCAUUCACAGGAGAGCCGUUGAUAUUGGCGAAUCAAGUGAGUACGUCGUAGGGGAAGAAGAAGCAGUGUGGAUACUGAAAUUGAUACUUCCUUUUAUAAAUGAGUUUCUUUUGAAGAUCAGAGCGCUUUUUUUCGGGGAUCCUUCAACUACAAUGAAGAUGGCAGUUCUGCUGUUUCUUUUGGCUAAGUUUGGCAGCUAUAUUACUAUCUGGAAACUCUCUAAGUUGGGCUUUUUUGGAGUUUUCAUCAUACCUAAAGUUUGCUCUUCGUAUUCCACGCAGUUAACAUCUCACGGUACAUUUUUUAUACAAUACAUUAGAGGUACUUGGGAAUCAUGUACUCACAAGAAAGCAGUUGGAUUUGCAAUCUUCACAUUAGUGUGGAAUUUUUCUUCAAUCAUUGCCAGAAUAUGGGCAGUCUUCAUGUUAUAUGUGGGCUUUAGGUACUAUCAACAAUCUUUGAUGAGAGAACAAAGACAAGUUGGGAAAAAGUCCAGUUCAAUGGACACAAAAAAGCAAAAGAAAACAUUUUAAGUUAAUCAAUAAAGGGCAGUCUAGUGUCCAAAGCAUCUCGCGUUCACGGUUCACGGUCUACACUAACGCUUCGCGGUUUGAACCUGUGAACUAUAGGUCACAUAGAGACAAAUUUAUCGUUGCUCCAAGUUUUCCUGUCAUUUAUAGUUAAUCAUUAAAGGGCAAUCCAGUGCCCAAAACGUCUCGCGUUCGUGCUAGGUCCGGAGAAGGGCACCCCUGAGGGGUGUGAUAUUGAUAGUCUACCCUAAUGUUUCACGGUUUGAACCUGGGAACUAUAGGUCAUAUAGAGAUAAAUUUACAGUUGCUCCAAGGCUUCCUGUCAUUUAAAGUUAAUCAAUAGUUAAUAUUAAUAUGUAAAAUGAUAAUAAUAAUUUUUUUUAUUACUAAGUCAUAGUAUCUUUUGAUUAUUUUUUUUAUUCUUACUGUACAUAUAGUUGUUUGACAUUGUAACUUAUUGGAGCUUAGCCUCCAUUGGCUAAUAAAUUUUUUGUCAAUUAAA
This is a messenger RNA of Capsicum annuum, 1889 nucleotides long. RefSeq names its product reticulon-like protein B21. The record is from RefSeq and is a predicted model, not a curated record. Lineage: Eukaryota; Viridiplantae; Streptophyta; Magnoliopsida; Solanales; Solanaceae.